GUGGUCUCUCUGUCCACGUUCGAACUCAGUGUGGUGCAUUUUUAUUUCUGCAGUUUGUUCUCCUCUCGGAAGUACCCUCGCUGCUCUCCAAGUCACCAUGGGUAUCAACUUGGGAGACGUUUUCCCCGACUUCACGGCCAAUACAACCAAGGGGUCAAUCUCGUUCCAUUCUUUCCUGGGAGAUAGCUGGGGAAUUCUCUUCUCUCAUCCGGCUGACUUCACGCCAGUAUGCACCACUGAGCUGGGCCGUGUCAAUCAGCUGCUGGCUGAGUUUGAGAAGCGCAAUGUCAAGCCCAUUGCCCUGUCCUGCGACCCGGUAGACAAGCAUUCCGACUGGAUCAAGGACAUCCAGGCCUACAGUGCCCAGUCUGGAGACUGGGGCUAUCCCAUCAUUGCUGACGAGCAGCGGGAGCUGGCCGUACGCUUCGGUAUGCUGGACCCGGACGAGAAGGACAAGGCUGGCAUGCCAUUGACUGCUCGCUGCGUGUUCAUCAUUGGCCCAGACAAGAAGCUGAAGUUGUCUCUCCUCUACCCAGCCAGCACUGGUCGCAACUUCGAUGAAAUCAUCCGUGUCAUCGACUCACUGCAGCUGACCGCCUACAAAAAGGUUGCCACUCCAGUCAACUGGCAGCAAGGUGGAGAGUGCAUGGUGCUGCCAUCGGUCAAGCCAGAAGACGCCAAGACUCUCUUCCCAGAGCACUACACAAAGGAACUGCCCUCCGGCAAGGGAUACAUGCGAUUCACUCCCCAGCCAUAGACAACUACUGAUCGUUACAUCGCACUAUCCCUUGCUUGCAGAAUGCGUCGCUUCCAGUAGGCCUCUCGGCUUCUGCUGGUAUUUUGUGUGGUUUUAGUUAGCGCUCAAUAGGAAGCAGCAGUUCAAUGCAGGUUCCUAGUUAGUUUUUUUGCUGGAUCUCCACCCUUUUUCUAGUCACGGCGGCCAUGCACACGCAUGGUUACUUUUACUUUUCUUGCACUGCUGCAUCGGUUAUUGCUAGCAGUUUUAGGCGGUUAGUUUGAUACAUCGGUUAUUGCUAGCAGUUUUAGGCGGUUAGUUUGAUACUAACUUGGCAGUACUA
Molecule: messenger RNA, 1079 nt
Organism: Sycon ciliatum
Lineage: Eukaryota; Metazoa; Porifera; Calcarea; Leucosolenida; Sycettidae
Product: peroxiredoxin-6-like
Exons: 5
Coding region: 98-757 (219 amino acids)
Biological process (GO): cellular oxidant detoxification; cell redox homeostasis
Cellular component (GO): mitochondrion; cytosol
Molecular function (GO): peroxiredoxin activity
Source: RefSeq, a predicted model, not a curated record